Messenger RNA from Pseudogymnoascus verrucosus, 1172 nucleotides. RefSeq lists its product as uncharacterized. The record is from RefSeq and is a predicted model, not a curated record. Gene Ontology annotation, cellular component: extracellular region. Lineage: Eukaryota; Fungi; Ascomycota; Leotiomycetes; Thelebolales; Thelebolaceae. The transcript has a single exon. The coding region runs from base 180 to 1049 and encodes 289 amino acids. Gene Ontology annotation, molecular function: hydrolase activity.
CUACAACUGGAGUGGUCGAAGGAAUACGGAGGAUUCGCAGGAUUCACGGGAUUUGCGUCACCCUUGCCGCCAUCUAGAUAUCAUAAAAGCUUGGCCACAGCCUCUUACACAUAUUUCCAUGCCAUCAAUCGAACUUCUGCCAGCUUUCAAGAAAGUAAUUGGCCUCUGCAACUGUCAAGAUGGUUCUCCUAAGUCUCUCCCUACUGUCCGCUGGGUUGGCCUUCGCCAAUGCCGCCUCUCUCACCCAGGUAACUGAUUUUGGGUACAAUCCCACGAACGCGGAAAUGUACAUCUACGUACCAGAUAAACUCCCUGCAAAUCCUGCCGUCAUUCUCGGUGUGCACUAUUGUGGCGGCACAGGGCCCGAAUUCUAUAACGACACAAGAUGGGCAAGCAUCGCCGAUACGAAGGCGUUCAUCGUUGUCUAUCCCAACACCCCUAACCUUAAAGACCACUGUUGGGAUGUAGCAUCCAAGCAAACUCUCACCCACGAUGGUGGUGGUGACUCUCAGUCCAUCGCAAACAUGGUGAAGUACACCAUUGCCAAGUACAACGCCGACAAGUCCAAGGUCUUUAUGACCGGCAGAUCAUCAGGGUCAAUGAUGACCAACGUGAUGGCAGCCACAUAUCCCGAUCUCUUCGUCGCUGGUUCUGCAUACGCCGGUGUCUCCGCAGGAUGCGCCGCAGGUCCAGAGGUGGACUACUGGAACGCCGACUGUGCUCAAGGAAAGAUCAUUAAGACCGGAGCUGAGUGGGCUGCCAUUGCCAGGGACAUGUAUCCCGGCUACACCGGAGCGUAUCCAAGAAUGCAAUUUUGGCAUGGGACUGUCGACGGUAUCCUCAACUACCAGAACUUACAUGAAGAGGUAAAGCAGUGGACGUCAGUCUGGGGCGUUGCGGAUGUGCAGCCGGUGACAUCGACUGAUUCGCCCGAGGCUGGAUAUACGAGGAUGAACUAUGGUGAUAAAGUAGAGAGCGUCAGUGCUGAUAAUAUUAACCAUGAUAUACCGGUCCAUGAGGAGGAGUCGCUGAAGUGGUUCGGGAUCUGAGCUGGGGGUAUCUGUGUUUCUUAAAAGUCUGGAGAGGGCCUCGAUAAAUGGGAAAUGAUACCUGCAAAUUAAUGACAAUCCAAAAUAUCUCCAUAGAUCAAUUUACGAGCAAUUAAGUUAUCA